Messenger RNA from Salvia miltiorrhiza (redroot sage), 1246 nucleotides. RefSeq lists its product as uncharacterized. Lineage: Eukaryota; Viridiplantae; Streptophyta; Magnoliopsida; Lamiales; Lamiaceae. The transcript has 7 exons. The record is from RefSeq and is a predicted model, not a curated record. Gene Ontology annotation, molecular function: ATP binding. The coding region runs from base 17 to 1027 and encodes 336 amino acids.
AAUUCAUAUAUAUGAGAUGAUGAUGAGUUGGUUUAAUUUGGCAGCAAACGAUUCAAUGGCGCCUUUGGUGCUAUAUCACUACCCCUGCCCCGAUGGCGCCUUUGGUGCCUUGGCGGCCUACCUCUACUUCUCUCAUUCUCUGGCCUCCGCUCCUCCUCUCUUCUUCCCCAAUACCGUUUACUCUCCUAUCAGAGCUGAGAAUUUGCCCUUGAAUGAAAUUGAUACUGUUUACCUGCUGGAUUUUGUGGGGCCGCCAGGUUUCGUCGAGGAGCUCUCUCGAAAAGUUGGAAGGGUUGUAGUCCUGGACCAUCACAAGACUGCUCUCGAGAUGUUGGGUUCGGGGACAUUAACUAAUGGGAAUGUGACUACAGUGAUAGACAUGGACAGGAGUGGAGCUACAAUAGCUUAUGAUUAUUUCAAGGAGAAACUCUUGGGUGGAGAAAUCAACAGCGAUAUCAAUGGUGCUGUUGCUGAAUUCAGGAGAGUGAGGAGACUAUUUGAAUACAUUGAGGAUGGUGAUCUGUGGAGGUGGCGCCUUCCAAAUAGUAAAGCAUUUAGCAGUGGGUUGAAGGAUUUAAAUCUUGAAUUUGAUGUCACAUUAAAUCCCUCUAUGUUCCAACAGUUGCUCUCAUUAGAACUCGACUCAGUAAUAAGUCAAGGUGUGUCAAGCUUGGAAGACAAACAGAAAAAGAUAGAGAAGGUUCUCGAGCUGUCGUAUGAAAUAACUCUUGGUGGUGGUGCUUUUGGAAAUUGCCUGGCUGUCAAUGCGGAUUCGAUCCAGGAGCUAAGGAGUGAGCUUGGGAAUCAGUUAGCUCUUAAAAGCCUCAAAAUGAACAGGAGGGGAAUUGGAGCUGUUGUAUACAGAGUUCCUGAGCUUGGGAAUGACUCACUGUUGAAAAUUAGCCUAAGGAGUGUUGGUGACGUGGACACUACAUCCAUAUCACAGAAAUAUGGAGGUGGUGGGCACAGGAAUGCCAGUUCGUUCAUGAUAGAUAAUGCCAGAUUUCAAACAUGGAAGGUCUCUUAACAACUCAAUCUAGGAGGCCCCCCUCAAGUAGAUUGAAAUUGGUCAUUACAAUCCUGAUGAAGCUUUCUGUCCGAACACAGAGGAUAAGGAAGAGAGAGAGAGAGAGAGAGAGAGAGGAUGAUUUCUAAGUUUCUAACUCAUGACAUAAACAUCUGUUCUUUAAGUUAUAAAUGUCAACAAUUUAUGAAGUAUUGUCAUUUCCUUCUAGGGUCAACAAAA